UUCAAUAACGUUCGUGCGCGCCACCGAAACGGUCGUGCCCGUUUUUAUUUACCGCGUUUUUCGUUUCCCUUUCGUUCUUUCCGUUUAUGAUUUAAGCCGCCACCAUGUCUAAAGGCGACGGUGAACAGCAAAACGGGUCGGGCGAGGAGUCCAAGACCAACCUGAUCAUAAACUACCUGCCGCAGAGCAUGACACAGGAGGAGAUACGGAGUUUAUUCUCGAGCAUCGGCGAGGUGGAAUCCUGCAAGCUGAUUAGGAACAAAGGAGCGGCAUUCCCUGACGCCUUGAAUCACGCACUUCACGGUGGCGGACAGAGCCUCGGAUACGCCUUUGUGAAUUACCACCGGCCUGAGGACGCGGAGAAGGCCAUCGCCACUCUAAACGGACUCCGUCUCCAGAACAAAACAAUCAAAGUGUCAUACGCCCGGCCGAGCAGCGAAGCUAUCAAAGGGGCGAACCUCUACGUCUCUGGAUUACCAAAGACCAUGACACAGACUGAACUCGAGCGGCUGUUUAGUCCGUACGGGAGGAUUAUCACUUCGCGGAUCCUGUGCGAGAAUUCAGGCGGGCGGCCUUUCACUGGCGGCGAGCAAGGUCUAUCCAAAGGCGUGGGUUUUAUCAGAUUCGACCAGCGAGUGGAAGCAGAGCGGGCGAUCCAGGAGUUGAACGGGACCGUGCCGAAGGGAGCAACAGAACCGAUCACAGUGAAGUUCGCCAAUAAUCCGAGCAACAAUGGAAAAGCGCUGGCACCGCUGGCGGCUUAUCUUCCUGCUGCGCUGCGCUUUCCGGCGCCUCUAGGACGAUUCAGUUCAGGCAAGUCUCUCUUAGCCAUCAAUAAAGGCUUGCAGCGUUACAGCCCUCUAGCCGGCGAACUGCUCGGCGGCGUGUUGCCCGGCGCCGUCGGCUCCGAAUGGUGUAUCUUUGUCUACAAUCUCGCUCCGGAGACAGAAGAGAAUGUUCUCUGGCAGUUGUUCGGCCCGUUUGGCGCCGUCCAGAGCGUAAAAGUCAUCAGAGAUCUCCAAACCAAUAAAUGCAAAGGCUAUGGUUUUAUUACGAUGACCAAUUACGACGAAGCGGUGGUUGCCAUUCAGUCACUGAAUGGCUACACGCUCGGGAACAGAGUGUUGCAAGUCAGCUUCAAGACCAACAAGAUCAAGACCAUCUAAGGGGAUCGACCCGGACUCGGCCUAGCUGGACGCUAGGACGGCACAGCAGGCGCGCACCCAUACAUACACACACAUACAUACUCGAGGCUCGGCCAAGGCUUCAGGCCUCGCCAACUGGACCUGACUGUCUGUCUUCCGGGCAUUUCUCGUGAAUCUUGCGCUCUUACAACAAUUGAAGUGCGCAAGAUUCGCGUUUUGUACAUUUUGUAAACUAGCGACUGUUUUUGACUUUUGACCCGCUCAUUGUACUCUUUGUUCGACGCCGGUCUAUUUAUAUAUAAUCGAGAAAUUGGGUUAAGUGUUUGAGGAAAUCAAAAUGGCGGAAUUAAAUGCCCGAGAGUUUUGCGCGUGCGCGAAUAAGAUGGCCGGCGUUGAAUGAAGCUGAGAGCACGCAAUAAUGUAGACGACGGCAUCUAAUGCUAUGGUGUAACACCCAUCACCGAAACAUAUUGGUAGUCAAUAACAAAAUAAUGAUAUUAAACUUCGCUUAUGAACGGUUGUGGUUAUCGAGAAAUAGUUUUCGGAUAUAAUAAAUAAUAUUAGCAAUAAUAACAUAAUGCUAUGCUCCAAUUUUAUAUGCGACCAUAUCGUGUUAGGUACAUUAAAGUACAGUUAUACUCGCGGUUAGGGCCGCUCGCAUUCAGAUCAAUAAACAAUUGCCAAAUAUAAGAAGUUCGGACAUUUUGACCAUCGCCGCGCACAACACGGCGCAACCGAAGUCAAAUAGUGUUAUAUUGUUAAAGAUUCGGAGAAAAUAUAUAUUAUCUAUACGUAUAUUUUAAUCAUAUAUUUAAAACUAAUUAAGGAUGAAAACUAAUCAAAAACUGUGAUAGGUUUUGAUAAAAUUUUAGCAAAAAAAAAUAAAUAAAUAAAAAAUCGAAAAGAUCUGUGGAAUGGGAAGGGUUUAGGCCCGCCCGGUAGGUAGGUUAGUUUUUGAGAUAAAUUUUGGAGAUUAGACACAGAAACUCGGGUUACGCUUAUAGGUGUCACGGGAAAUCACGGAUUUAACACUGGCCGCGUAGAUACGUGGGAAAUCGAUGGAGCUCAGGCUGAGUGCCUGGGCGGGGAAUGGGGGGCAUGUGGGGGGAGGGGGGGUAGCGAGGCAGGAGCGGCGUCAGGGCGGCUGGCCGCCCGCGAGCGAGACAGCACGAUGCCAGGCUGAAACCAAGAGAAGGACGGAGAGUAUAGUCCGUUCGCGGAAACAUGGUGCAUACCUAGUCUAACGAUAUCGUUUCAAAAGAAAAUCGAUGUCAAAACAUAUGAUCGGUACCUGCUAUAAUAAUAAUGUAUGGAUGCGACCCUGCGUCUAUUCGAAGUAGGCUUUAAUUGUCUUAGUCUAAAUGGAAAUUUGUAAAUAGAAAAAAAAAGUUGAUUAAUAAAAAUAAAAUAAUUUGUAUCUCGCCGCGUAUCACACGCCACACCUGUCACAGAAGCAUACGAUCCGAUAAAAGACCUAUUUAUGAACAUCGAACUUGAAUAGAAUUAAUAUCGUGCCGUCCUAACGACCCUACGAUUUUUGUAAAAAAAAAAAUAUAUACUUAAUAUAUGUAAAAACAGUUUUGUAACAUUUCAGAUAUUAACUAAUAGGUACUCAUUACAUACCAAAGAUGGAGAUUAAAAUUUACAAGUAUUUAUAUAUUUAUUGUAAAUGUAAAACGUGCAAUAACUAAUAGCCAGUAAUUUAAUAAAAAUAUAUUAAACAAAUGACUCGAAGAGCGUUGGUAGACAUAAUGAUCGUGUAAGGAGACGAAUGUUUACUAUUUAUUGUGAACUUUAUUUAUCUACACGCAGAAUCGCGAGUGAGCUACUUAACUUUGUCCUUAAUUUUUAAUAUUUAAAAAUCUAAAAAAAAAAAAAACUUUUCGCUUUAUUUCAUGCAGCUUGACAUACGCGUUUUAUUACAACUUAGUAUUAAUAUGUUUCAUUAUUAGGCAUACUAUAAUUUAGACGAAAUUGUGAGUUACCAAGCUCUCUACGCGUCUUUCUGUCGUUAAAAGUGAAAAUAAAAUUUUAAACCUACAGAAGGGCGUUUAGAGUGUCUUAAAAUCGUUUGGUUUAGUUUUAGUCUAUUCUAAAUGUCAAUUUGUCGAUGAAUUCAAAUUAUAUUAUCGGCAAGGGGGCAUAUAGAAGGUGUACGUUUGAUUUUAAUUAUAAUUAUUGGACUGUAGUUUCGCCAUUGAUACGGAUAGCACAAGUCUUGCUAAUAUACUUAAAUUAGUAUUGUCUUUAGGUUAAAUAAUUGUUGUGUUUUGUGUUAUUUUGAUUCAGCAACAAUUUCAACUAUUCAAAACGAUCCAAUACGGAUAUAUUAUUUAUUUAUCAAGAAUAGUUGGGAGUGUUAUGUUGAUGAAUUUAUAACCUUAUAAUAAUAUAAUUUAAUCAAUUAUUUAAUCUCGCGCCGUAGCCAAUCGGAAAAUAUAUUGAUCUCAUUAAUAUCUGAGUGAUAUUUAAAUAUUAUUUUCCAUUUUUUACUACACUGGCUACGGCACUGUUCGUUCAUAGGUUAAUGUCACAUUAAUUAAUUUAGUAUAUAUUCGUGCAAUUAAUUGUAUUUUACUUAUUGUAAUGUAGGUGUGCUUCUCAAUGAUUUUUCAAUACUCAAUUGACCUGAAUUGAUUUAUUUAUUAGAAAAAUGUAUGGGGCGAUUCAUCUGUGUGAUUCCUAAAAUUAUUUCUUUUAAAAAAAAAAAUGUAUGUACCCUUAAUUUAUUGUAGUCUGAAUGUAUCGCUGUACGGAACGAAACAAGAACACCAAGAUAUUUACUGAAACUCAUCGACUUUUUAGAUAAUAAUUAAUGUGAAAAUGCAAAAAAAAAUAUUUUGGAAUGAGUGUUAGGCAGAUAGGUUAGUUGUCACUUACUAAUUUGUUAGUAGAACGAUUUGCAGGUCACCCCUUGUUUGGUAAUAGUUAUUAAAAAUAAUAACAGUGCUCAAUAAUUUAGGGGCCGCAGGUCCGUCUACACUAGAGUAUCAUAAUCGACAAGCAAUAAUUGAUAAUUGUGAAAAUUUUAACAUGUCUGAACGGGUUGCAACUUAACUUUAACUGAUAUUUUUGUAUGUAUUUUAAUAUGCUAAUCAUAUCUUCAUAGUUAUAAGCGGCUGGUGGCAAAGCGUUCUACUAAUAUUGGCGGCGACAAAAGGCUAUGAUAACUUAAAAAAAAGCAUAUAAAAAUAUAUUUUGGUUAUAAUUAAUUAAUAUUAUAAUAAUGUAAUAACAUUAAUUAAUUAUUAUCAUUGCAUAUCUGUUACAUUUUACAACAUUCAUUGCCAAUUUAAAAAAUAAGUGAAAAAGAAAAAAAUGGUUCCAAUAUUUCUAGUUAGAAUAACUUUUAUCAGUUAUCAGAGCCUUUAUUACCCAAUGAUAAGCCGUGUAGGGUUACGACAUAAUAAACAUUGUAAGAACCCCAAUAAGUGACAAGGGAUAAUCACACCUGUUAUCAAUAGCAUACGGCUACUUUUUGAAAGGUGUUUUGAUGCAUUUUUUAUGAAAUUAAAAAAAAAAAGUAAGAAUAAAAAUAAUUGGCGACACAGAAACAAUACUCUAUGCAUAGGCUAAUAUUGAUAUGAGGCUGUGAGUUUAGCAAAAAAUAAAAUAAUCACGUGGCGAUUGAUUGAUUAAAUAAAUAGAUAAUGGUUAAAAAUAAGAGUGAGGUCACAGGGCAAAGAUCACAGGAAUACAUCCACAAAAAAAAAAAAGUUUGAAACUGGCAUAAAAUAAUCUUUUUUUUUUUCUUAAAUUCAGAAAAGACACCAAAUUUAAUUAGUACCUAAUUGUAAGGUCAAAAAAAUCGCAAGCACUUUAGGGAAUACGAGCUGAAAAUACAUUUAGAUUAUUUUUGCUCUGUGGCCAUUCGUGUGAACGCGUACAAAGGUGGAUAAGGCCCUUUAAUAAGUAAAUCAAUUGAAAAUCCGACGUAAUGGGAACAGAUGACUGUCCAGAAAUGGUGAUAAAUAGUGCUGAAGGAUUAAGCAUGUAGCAUUUUCUAAGCAGUCGUAUAAUACGCUAAACGUGUAGGUGGAAUGGCCUAGGCUCGGCCGCGUGCACAAAUCAUAAAAAGCGACCGAAUCGUACGCUAUUCCGAUAAAAUUAAGACCACAAUAUGAAGAAAUGAUAUCUUCCAUAGAGAAUAAAAUACGUAAGUUUACAUUCUGCACGUAAAAAUAUUUCAUUGUCAUUCCAUUUUGAAUUGCAAUCCUCUUGACGCUCCCCGCGAUAUUCUAGUCAAAUGCUCAAUACAAAUGUGGGGUAGUGUAGGGACGCGCGUCUCAUCGACUAUCGAUGACCGAGAUGAAAUAUUUUUCACGCUGUAGAACACUCGAGACAUCGACUAAAUGUGUUACUAUUACUUCAUACGUCAAAAUUCUAUUAAAAUAAAAACAAUUGCACAACGCCCACUUACGCUGCGAAGGCUGUCGUUUUAAAAUUAUUACAAUUUAUAACAAUGUUUGCUCACCACGUACUUCCUGUAUUUUGGAUCUGUUUCUCUAGUAGUAGCUUUUAGAUCUUAUACCCUGUUGAUAAUUUUAUAAUGUAUGGCAUUUCGCAGCACCUACCGCUUCCCUGUAACGCAUUAUCAUCGUCACAAAAUGUGAGAAAACGCACCAAGUAUGAAUUGGAAUUACCUAUUUCUAAAUAGGGUUAUAGGAAAUUCGAUAAAUAUAUAACAAUGAGAAUGAGACAUGGUACGUUUUCUCCCCAUAUUAUCAUUAUAGACAGUGAAAAAUAGAAACCGGAUCGACGAAACUACAAUUUAACGACUCGACCAAGUCCAGUCAACAAAAAGCUUUAUUUACAAGCGUAUUAGCGUCAUAUUAGCUUGAUAGGUCGGGUAAAUAACAGAUUGCAAUAAAUAUGUAAAUAAAAACGGAAUCGGUCCAGCUUCGGGUGAGCGAAUUAAUUAAUAACCAAUAGUUUCGAAUUUAAAUAAAAAUAUCAUGUAAUAUCAAUUUCACUGUCUGUUUAUUAGGUAUUCGUUUUCGGUGUUGAUUCCUCUAAUAACUGCACAACAGUUAGUUCCCAUUGAGUGGAGCGCGCGCACACGAUUUGUACCUGUUGUUUAGUGUAAGAGGUCGAGCGUUCGAAACGCGGCGGCUGGGACGCUGCGUUCACACGCGACGCGACUGACCGUGUGCGUCACGCAAACAGGCCUAAGUUUCUAAAACAAACGCAAUGGGGACGAACCGCGGCGUGCAGAGUAGCAUGUGAUACUCUUAGUUACAUUAUUGUAGUUGUCGAUACUCAUAAUCCCAUUAAAUAUCGAGAUCAGGGAAAGUACAUCACUACAACUUUUCGUGGUCUUGGCGGCAUUUUAACUGAAUCAUUCCAACUUCCAACAGACUCGAAUAAGGAUAGAGAUAAUUAGAAAAAAAAAUGCAUCGUAAGAUAAAUAAGAGUCUCAAAAUAAAGUAUUGAAUAAGUAUUUUACCAACUUCAACUUUAAGGUGUACUAGAACAAUGAAAGCAAUGAUAUUUAUAAUUAAAUGAGAUUAUGGAAAUUCGGUCAGCCAUUUUUCCUCGUUCGUGCUAGCUGACUUCGAUUUGAUACAAAUACGUAUUUUAUAAAACUAAUUUAAAAAAAAAAUAAAAAAAAAAAGUUAAAACUAAGAUCUUCCGGUUAAUUAAAAAUCAAUGUUGAAAUUUCCUUUCGUCUUUUUAUGAUUAUUAUAAAUAGGACGUAGGUGUCUGUGUUGAUCGUAUAAACCGAUUUAGUUAAUAUUGUACCUAAACGUUAGGUAUUUCUAUAUAAUUAUUGUGUCGGUUUAAAUAAUUACCUCUAUUUCAGUAUAGCUUUUGUGAGGAAAAUUUGAGUUGCACAAGAAAUAGUAGCGGCAUUAAGAUCUGAUCACUAAACCUGAUGCACUCUCUAUGUACUAUCAUUUAAAAAAAUGUCCUCUAGUCAAUUUGACAAAAAAUCAUUAAAGCGCAAUAAUGAGUAAGUUGAAAUGGAAAGGGACAUGGGUACAUGGAGAAAUAUAUUCCGAAUAUAAAUCAGUUUUAGUGCGAUCUUAGCCUUAAAUGUUGUUCCCGAUAAUUUGUAAGAUCGUUUAAGAUUUUAUGUAAAGUUUUCCAAAAUGGCGGCAAAGUUGAUUUUGGAAAACUAUACGACGCCGACUUUCUUUGAAGUGCGGAAUAGAAAUUUUUAAAUACUCAUUCCUAAAAGUAAGCAUGGAUAACCAAAAAUAUUUACAUCAGUAGUUACUUGGCUGUUUUUAAGUAAUUUAUUAAUUAAUUAAUAUUUUCACGUAAUUUAUGUGUCUAUAAUUAUUAAUUUAUUGGAAUUAAUUAUAAUUGAAUAAAAAAAAUAUGAAAAAAUGUCACAUUCUCUUUCACUUUAUACAAUAGUUUUUACAAUAUGAUAUUUAAUAUCCUCAAUGGUUGUAACUAUACAUUUCUUGUUCUAAAUAUAUAAAAAACCCGA
Molecule: messenger RNA, 7584 nt
Organism: Plodia interpunctella (Indianmeal moth)
Lineage: Eukaryota; Metazoa; Arthropoda; Insecta; Lepidoptera; Pyralidae
Product: ELAV-like protein 4
Exons: 1
Coding region: 105-1166 (353 amino acids)
Cellular component (GO): ribonucleoprotein complex
Molecular function (GO): RNA binding
Source: RefSeq, a predicted model, not a curated record